This is a messenger RNA of Fusarium proliferatum ET1, 1050 nucleotides long. RefSeq lists its product as uncharacterized. Lineage: Eukaryota; Fungi; Ascomycota; Sordariomycetes; Hypocreales; Nectriaceae. The record is from RefSeq and is a predicted model, not a curated record. The transcript has 2 exons. Bases 1 to 1050 code for a protein of 349 amino acids.
AUGGGCCUUACACCUAUACGUAUUCGAAGCAAGCGGAAAUUUCCAUUGAGAGGCAAACCAUCGCCUGGUCAAACUAUCGCAUCUAUACCUGACGACAAAAUCAACCCCCCCAAGAGAAUGAAGCGCUCACUAUCAAAUGUCCUCGCUUCUCGAUCUACGCGUUGGAGGCCGGCUAUUCAAGCUCUUCCAGCCGAAAUCUUGGAGAGUAUCUUCCUUUACAGCGCCAAUGUUGCCCUCCCUCGGUCCGCACCGAUCAUAGGCUCAAAGCUUUCUGGACGGGCUACUCUCAUCAGGUUCAUCAUAUGUGCUUUCCAAGAUACUUGGGAACAGUCGUUCGGUGACCCUGACAGGUUUGCGGCAACAGACAAGCAUCGUGUAUCUGGCAAUUGGCAACUCCAGUCAACCAUAUUGUGCCUACCUUGGAUCACUGCAGAGUUCAUUCUCCAGGCACAGCAGACCUGGGUAGAAAAAUACGCCAGAGACCAGCAUUAUCGUCAUUAUCUUCCUCGGUUGGAUGAUGACGGUGACCCCUUUAUUUAUGGUCACAGCCAUCAUUUCGAAGGUGGCGUAGGGCACUUCAACUCGCAGGACUGCUUUGAGGCUGAUUAUCAGGAAGUUCUGUCCUGGAAACCUUUCGAAAGGGUUGGAUCCUGGGGUGGCUGCGAUAUUCAUCCAAAGGUACGCGUUCCUACAUCCCUCAUCACCGGUCCAUGGGACGAGAAGAACCUACGCCUCCUGUUCUGGCUUCGCAGGGGGGGAUUAGUCUAUGGCCUAGACGAGCAUGAUAGAUCGUGGGAGAUCCAGCUGGACUGUCUUCGCAACGCAUUUAUCGACGCACCGGAGCCUAAUGUCUUCAUUACAAAUUUGAUCGAUCUCACUGCACUGUGUCAGGGUCUACCGAGAGAUGUUGCCAGAGAGCAAAGAAGACGCAUUGAUCAACGACUGAAAUGGGGUGCUGAUAGUGUAAUCUCGAAAGAGAUACUCCGACAGGUCUAUGGAACAAUAGGGGUGUUCCAUGAUGGCUUUGACACUUCAAGCUCCCCGAAAUAA